AUGCAUGCAUGGUGCCUACCUUCCUUCCAUAGUAGUAACAGUACUGCCAUCCUACCACAUCCAUUCUUUCUUAUAUUCUUCUGUCAUCCCUCCCUUUUCCUAUCUUCCUCUCCCCUUUCCUCUCUUUGUGUGUGCUUUGUCAUCGUCAUCAGAAGCAGCAGUACCAGCAGCAGCAGCAGCAGCAGCAGCAGUGAAUGCUGCAGCAGAACGCAAGGCGAGGAAAUAGACGCAUACCAACAGGAAGGAGCCUCAGAAGAGUUCUCCAUAGGUGGACUCCGCACCGAAGCUGUGGGUGCAGCAGCAGAAUCAACACAGGGAGUUGAUCGAGGCUCGCUCACACAUUCUCCCUCCGCGUCCCUGCCACGUGUCGCUCUCCUAUUAGAUAGCAGCCGCUCCCGCUUACCUGCUGACGUGGCAGCACAUAUGGCGGCAGCAGUGGCAGCAGUAGAAGCAGAAGUGCAAGAAGCUCUCUGGGAGGUGCAGGAGCAGGGCGAGGGACGGUGGAUGGGGCAUGGGCAGGGGAAAGGAAGAUGGAAGGGAGAGGAGGAAGCAGAGGAAGGAAAGGAUAGUGAGGAAGGAAAGGAGAGUGAGGAAGGAAAGGAGAGUGGGGAAGUAGGGGACGGACGUUGGCCCCCCCCACCUCCGCCCUCCCCUCCCCCUGCUGCCUGGUACCGCAUGUUUGAAGCGGGGAAGCCUGUAAAGAGGAUAGUGGUGGCGUAUAAUGGGCGGAACGCGAAGGUGGAAGGGAAUAGCGUGAAGCUAACGUUUCAGCAGGGGACAGGAGUAAGGGGGAGACCUCUGCUUUUCCUGUCCACUCCUACCGCCUCUGCUCCUCCUCCUUCUCAACUCCACCCUUCUGCCCAUUCUUACUCCUACCUACCCCACCGCCCGACCGCGUCCCCCUUCACCAUCCCAACCCCUCCCUCCAUCUCUCCAGGCUCCCUAUGGCAGUCAGCAGCGCCCUUCUCAUCGGGUGUCUUCCACACUGCACUCUCCUGCCCCUCAGGGAAUACCUCUGGCCUGCUCGUGUCCUUUGGGGUAGUGCGGUCUGCUGCGGUAAAGUGUGGUGCAGAUGGUCUCCAUACUACCCCCUCUUCUUUCCCUCACAGGCUGUCCAACACCGGCAGCACGGGCCCAGCAGCAGGAGUGACAUUCGACAUGCUGUCCAACACCGGCAGCACGGGCCCAGCAGCAGGAGUGACGUUCGACAUGGUGGGCAGCAACAAGCAAUUGCUGCUCGCCACACUGCACCGCAGCGGCAAGGCCUUUCCGACACAAGUGCCCCUCCCUUCGCCCUGUGACUCUGUUCCUGCCCGCCUCUCCCUCUACUGGGACGCCCAUUAUGUCUCCUGGUACGUGAACCGCCAGUUGGUGCGCUACUUACCGCGGUCCUCCUCGCCUCUGCGCUUCCCCGCUGUGCCCCUGAUUCUCUUCGGCACCAUCAAGGCUGCUGCACUCACCAACCUGGGGGCCUGGGCAGGCAAGAUGAACGGUGACCCCCUUCCCAAGACCGCCAUGUGGACAGGCAUCGCCUCUAUCACAGCGCUAAUGGCGCGGUUAGGCGCCCCUCCCCCGCCGACUGCCCUGCCUGUUGUAAAAUGGCCUGCAGCGCUGGGUCCCGUGGUGGGGCCUCUGGCCGUAGACUACUGCAGCGAGCACUGCUUGGGCUGCGAGGGGGGCACAGGUGGUGCUCAACUGCCACAAAACCCACCACACUGCACCCCAUCCAACCCCUCUCCCCCUGUGCGUGCAGGUAUCGCCUCUAUCACGCCUCUCAUGGCGCGGCUGGGUGCCCCUCCCCCGCCGACUGCCCUGCCUGUGGUGAAAUGGCCUGCAGCUCUGGGUCCAGUGGUGGGGCCUCUGGCUGUGGACUACUGCAGCGAGCACUGCUUGGGCUGCGAGGGGGGCACUAGCGGCAUGGCGACUAUUCGAUUCGACAACAAGUGCGGCUCGCGCUUCUGGUCACCGCAGCCCUUUGCGUUUGGCUUCUUCUCAGUUGACUUCACGUGCCCCUCCGGCCUCACCAGCUCGCGCUUCCGGUCACCGCAGCCCUUUGCGUUUGGCUUCUUCUCAGUCGACUUCAAGUGCCCCUCCGGCCUCACCAGUGGCCUCGUCUCCAGCUUCUAUCUAUCGACGCAGGAGGGCAGCAGGAGGCAGGACGAGAUCGACUUUGAGUGGCUGGGCAAGAGCAACGCGCACGUGCAGACCAACUACUAUGUGGCCGGCACGGGCCACCACGAGGGCUGGCACACCCUCGGCUUUGACUGCUCCAAGGCGUUCCACAACUAUGCCAUUCUCUGGACCGCUGCCCGCAUCGUGUGA
Closterium sp. Naga37s-1 is the source of this 2322-nucleotide messenger RNA. The record is from the annotation of a GenBank genome assembly. Lineage: Eukaryota; Viridiplantae; Streptophyta; Zygnematophyceae; Desmidiales; Closteriaceae.